CGAAGAUCGCCGUCUGGUGUGUCUGCAGAGCAUUUGGAGUUCUAUAUUGCAGCAGUCAUCUCUUGAGGUUUCAGCAUGUCACAACGUAUUUGUGUCUAGGUUUUGUGCGGUCAUCAGCAGUUAAUAUCGAAUUGAGUGAGGAGCUUAUAUACUCAAUUAAAGGUCUGACAUAGACAUAAACCUUUUGAGUUCUCGGCAAUUUUCGAUAAGUUCAAAAUGUUUACAUCUAAAUAUUUUCUCCUCACAACGGUUUUAUUGGCAACUGUAAUUGCGGAAACAAACUCUCAAUGUCCAUGGCAGCGGGAUAUACCUGAACUACAAACAUCUUGCAUAUGUGCAUAUAACUUGGGACGAGAACUCUCCGUGCAAUGUGAUCAGGUUAAUUUUGCUGUACUAUUGGAUGCUUUAAACACAUAUGCCAAAGAGAAACCCAUAGAUUUACUGUACAUCAAUAAUUCCACAAUUAAUGAAUUGCCAAAUAAUGUUUUCGAAAAUCUAAGCGUGCAUAAUGUUCAAUUAUCCAGUUGUCAGAUUACUAAAAUUAAUGAUGACGCAUUCCGUGGGCAAGAAACGGUAUUGAGAAAUCUCAAUUUGCAGGAUAAUUUGCUGACGGAAGUGCCUAUGCAAGCAAUGAAAUCCCUUAGCAAAUUGAAUUUACUUGAUUUAUCAAAGAAUUCCAUCACAUUUAUACCUAAUGGCGCCUUCUCAAGUUUGAGUAAAUUGUCAACACUCAAGUUAAAUGAUAAUAAUGUUACCUUAGAUGUUGCCGCAUUCGGUGGCCUCGAAGGUUGCCUCAAAAAUCUGAAUCUGAAAGGCACUCGACAGCGGCGUAUUCCUGAAAGUAUACGUGGGCUAAAGAGUCUGGCAUUUUUGGAUCUCUCAUUGAACGGUAUCAAGGAACUGCCUGGAGCUGGAGGCAUACGUACAUUCGAUGGGCUUGAUUCUUUGACAGCAUUAAACUUGGAACGUAAUUUUAUACAAAACGUUGGAGAAACUUCUUUUGCUGGAGUGCGCAAAACUCUAAGUUCGUUGAGUUUAUUGAAUAAUUUAAUGGCCGAGUUCCCCGUUGGCGCCAUACAUGCUCUGAAAGAGUUACGUGUAUUGGACAUAGGUUUCAAUUUAAUCACUUCCUUGCCAGAAGUGGCAUUCCGUGGUAAUCCUGGUAUUACAUUGUUGGCAUUAGAUGGUAAUCCGUUGAGUACAGUACCAGAAAAAGCAUUCAGCCAUUUAAAUUCAACACUUCGUGGUCUCUCACUGGGCGGUCGUUUCUUACAUUGUGAUUGCAAAUUACGUUGGGUUGCCAAAUGGAUUCGUAAUUAUGACUUGCAAGUCACAUCUCGUGAACGUAAUCCACAAUUUUGCGGAACCCCAAGUCGGUUUCGAGAUCGGGGAUUUUAUUCUAUACAACCGGAGGAAUUGACGUGCACGGACCAGGAAAUUAUAUCAAAGAAGCCAAAAGAUGAAGAAGAUGAAUCGGAAUUGCAACAGAGUCCAUCACUCGUAUCGCCCACUAGUACAGCCACAACUACAACCACACACAAUAUUCAAUCCAUGCCGAACGAGAACAAUACGUCAACUGCAACGAGGCCAAAGGAUGAAAUAGCUACUUCUUCGCUAAAUACCACAAGCACUACAAGCACCACAACAACUCCUGCUAAGGAAUUACCAAACAAAACAACACCGAACACAUCGAUUAUACCAACACCACAGACAUCGGCAGUACCACCUAAUACAACAGUCAUUAAUACCAGCACAACAGUGAAGCCUGUUGUACCAGCUAUUGCUGUAAAUCCUGUCACAACCAAUGCAUCAAAUAAUAUUGGAAAUAGCAGCAUACGCAACAACAGCAAACCGUCGUCCAAUUGGCGUCUGAACAGCUCUACGGCAGCGCCAGUGAUAGCAAGUGGCAAACCACACAAACAACAACGUCCACCGUUAGUCUUGGGUUUCCCCACGCAGCGCGACACACGCAUCGAUGAUGCUAAUGAAGUUCAGGUUAAGAAUGCAUUCCGGCAAGAUAACUCCGUUAUAAUACAGUGGGAUUCCGAUACGGCGAACAUACUUGGUUUUCGUGUGGUUUAUCGACUUUUUGGCGAAAAGACAUUUAAGCAAGGUCCACCGCUAGAGUCAAGCGAACGCGAAUUCAAAAUAAAGAAUGUGCCUGCUCAAGAGUGUAUUAUUGUUUGUGUCAUUUCAUUAGAAGAAUUACAUGUUACACCUGAAACGGUACCGUACCAGCAAUGCCGCGAAGUACGCACAGUUGCUUCACAGACGUCAAAUAUGGAUAAAAUAACGAUUGCGGCGAGUGCGGCGAUAUGCGGCACGAUUAUUGUGGCUGUGAUUGUAUUUAUAGCAGCAAGUCGACGUUCACGCAAACUACAAAACACACAACAGAAGACACCUUUGCCGAUUGGCGGUUUACCAGUAAACUGUUGUGGACCAGCAGGUUCACCGGGACCUUUGGGCUCCAUUGCAACUUUAUCAGCAUUUAAUAAUCAUAAGGAAUGGGAUCAAGUAUCUGCAUACAGCGGGCGAUCAAUUCCGCGACCACGAGUUUAUCCUGUGGAAAAUCCAGAUGAUAUGCGAAGUCAUUUCUCUGGCAUGCCUGGUAAAGUGGGAAAAGCGAGAUCAAUUGCCGAUGGUCAAUCCCAACAUAGUUUUUCAAAUAAUUCACAUCGCGGCUACUUAGGCGCUGCCUUUCCAACAAAUUUAAUAAAUUCCCGGCCAGAGCUUCGACAAUCUCGACAGUCCUUGGCAGCCGCAUCGGAGCGUAUGUCUCGCGCGUCAUAUGCUGGGUCCAUGCAUGGUCCUACCAGCAUAGCUUCGAGCACACGACGCUCUCGGCCACGCUCAAGAUCGCGUGAACAACUCAAUGCAGCACAUUUGCAUAAUCAUAGGCCUGGGAGUCGAUAUUCUCAAGCUGGUUCUACGCACACAAUAAAUAACUACUGCGACACAUCGGACAAUUGGACUGACCAUGAUAUGGAUAUUUACAUGGCAAGGAACCCAACCACUCGCAACGGUCUGGUACCGUUAUGAGGGCAGGUUUUAUUCCCCUGAUAUUUCGAUGAUGUAUUAAGUUUAAUGAUAAAUUUUUGUGUCAUGCUUUUGAUUUGACAUCUCUUUGAAUAUGCGGCGAUAUCAUUAAAACGAGUAUAAACAGCCGCAAUGACGAUACGAGUAUGUUGUCCACGAACACGCACAUAACAUAAAACACGGCCAUAUGAAAUAUGACAACAUACAAUAAAAAGAAAUUAAUAUGUUAAUAAAUACAACGAAAAUAUUUGGAUGUUCCUCGACAUAAAUGGCUCCAUGCCCGACUUCCAGUGUGCUGAUAAUAAUCAUUUUAAUCUACGAAUAUAAUAACUAAAUAAAUUCACGCCUAAAUAGAGAAAGAGAGAGGUCUUAGCAUUGUUUGUUUGUAUAUACAUAGGUAUACAGUAUAUAUUCUUAAGGGGAGCUGCUCACAGAAAUUGAACAACGAAGAAUAUUUAAUUUAUUUAAUUUAUUACAAAUAUUAAAUACUUUUAUACUUAUACACAUACAUAUAUACUAAGCGGCAAUAGUUUUUAAAAAGUAUACUUAAUUCAAGUAUAUAAAAUUAAAACAUUACGAUAACAAUUAAUUUACUAGGAUAAAAAACGCAGGGCAAAGGCAAUAACGACAGUACUAGCGUAAGUAUAUUUCAACUAACAUGAUAUUUUUUAUUCUCGUAAAUUCAUACAAAAUCUGUUUGUUUGUAUGUAUGU
Molecule: messenger RNA, 3749 nt
Organism: Ceratitis capitata (Mediterranean fruit fly)
Lineage: Eukaryota; Metazoa; Arthropoda; Insecta; Diptera; Tephritidae
Gene: haf
Product: slit homolog 2 protein
Exons: 8
Coding region: 217-3039 (940 amino acids)
Molecular function (GO): protein binding
Source: RefSeq, a predicted model, not a curated record